Messenger RNA from Saccostrea cuccullata (small rock oyster), 904 nucleotides. RefSeq lists its product as uncharacterized. NCBI's taxonomy places the organism in Eukaryota, Metazoa, Mollusca, Bivalvia, Ostreida, Ostreidae. The transcript is spliced from 5 exons. The record is from RefSeq and is a predicted model, not a curated record. Bases 1 to 651 code for a protein of 216 amino acids.
AUGUAUUGGAUACUAUCCCCCGAGCCGCCUGUGCCCACACUUGCAGUGCCUCUAGUUGAAGACCUCAUCUCUAGCCAGGAAUUUAUUUCUGCAGAGAAUCCAAUCGCUUGGAUGAAGCAAAAAUUAAUGAUAAAUGAGCAAGAAAUCCAACAGAUUGCCUGUCUUACCACUGGUCAAAAGGAAAAUUGCAUGUGGUCAUCUGUUAGGAAGAAUAGAUCAACAGCUUCAAACUUUGGUUGUGUAUUGGCAGCGAUCAAGAGAAAUAGAUAUCCUGUCUCCUUAUACAAAAGAUUAUGCUCAGCUUAUGAUCUGUCAAAGAAGGAUGCCAUUAUUUGGGGGACGUGCAAUGAAAAAGUCGCAGUUGAAAAGUAUAGAACUUUUGGGGAUGCAGUUGUAGAGCCAACAGGUAUCUGGCUACACUGUAAUGGGGUUCUUGGGUCAAGCCCCGAUGGACUCAUUCGUCGUCCUGCUGCAUUCGGAUUCAGCUAUCAGAAUCCAGGACUCGCUGACAUAUUAGAGAUGUCAAACGUUAAGCCAGAAAUACUGGAGGUGAAAUGCCCCUUUUCAGCAAAGAAUAUGACAAUUCCAGAAGCUAUUGAAAAAGUACAGGAUUUCUGCCUAGGUAAUAAUAGUGUAGGUUCAGGAUUUUAAUGGAGUCAAGUCCUUCAAGCUAUGAGAGAACCACCAAUACUAUGAUCAAGUGCAAGGACAGCUUCAUAUAAUUGGGAAAUCCUUGUGUGAUUUUAUAGUCUGGACACCAAAAGACUGUGCGAUUGUGAGAAUUAACAAAGACAUCAAUUGGGAGAUCAACAUAUCUGUUUUGACAGACUUUUAUUUCUGUAAAUUUCUCCCGUAUUUACAACAGCUAUAAGAUAUAACAUUAAACAUGGUGAAAACAUUUUAA